AUGGCUCCUCUACAGCUCACCGCUGAGCAGAUCCAACAUUUCGACGACCAAGGCUUCCUGAUCCUCCGACUCCACGAGCACCAAUUGGUCGACCCUGUCGUCUUGCAAAGAUGGACCAAGGAAGUUCGUGAUCUACCUCGAGAGCACGGAAAGUGGAUGCCAUACGAUGAGAUUACGCCUUCGGGAGAACGACAACUCAUGCGAACAGAAAACUUCGCAGACUUCCACCAAGGAUUCUCAGAACUGCUAAAUGGUAAUAAUCUCAAGUCUAUCCUGCAGCAAGUCACCCGGGACAACAUGCUGCUGUUCAAAGACAAGAUCAACUACAAGCUCGCGGGUGGCAAUGGCUUCGGAGCACAUCUCGAUGCUCCAGCAUACGAUCACAUCGGCGAGAUCGAGCACACUACCGCGAACCUGGCCGUCGACCCUGCCACCAUCGCCAAUGGUUGCGUCGAGGUCGUGCCUGGUAGCCACAAAAUGAAUGUCGAACUCGCUGAGGGCGGACGCAUCAGUGAUCAAUGGGUUGCUGAGCAUGACUGGAUGCCCGUUGAACUCGACAGUGGUGACCUUCUCAUCUUUGGCUCGCAUCUGGCACAUAAAUCAGCGUCGAACAAGAGCAAUAAAUCCCGAUCGAGUGUGUACGCAACCUAUCACAAUGUCAGCGAUGGCACCGACCUUCGAGACAGAUAUUAUAUUGACCGUAGAGAGAACUUCCCACCCGAUCACGAGCGCAUCAAAGGCAAAGACUAUGAAGCGGGCGUGAAGCGCUACGCCUUUGCAGCGCCAUUCACCAGCAUUGAGGAGAAGACGCCAGUGGUAGCUCAGGUUCAGGAGGUCGCAUAG
Molecule: messenger RNA, 843 nt
Organism: Recurvomyces mirabilis
Lineage: Eukaryota; Fungi; Ascomycota; Dothideomycetes; Mycosphaerellales; Teratosphaeriaceae
Exons: 4
Coding region: 1-843 (280 amino acids)
Source: RefSeq, a predicted model, not a curated record